AUGAGUCCCAUGGAUGUCGAGGACAUACUGAACGACGCUCUCGACCUCGUCGGUGGUGAAUCAGCCGACCUGGAAGAUGAAAAGCUGACGUACGGACCCAUCACCGUGAGCGUAGCCCCUAAAGAAGGGAAGGCCAACACGCUGCUAGCAGAUCAUAUCUUUUCUCCGUCGCUCUUACUUGCUGAACGUAUCGAACGCGGACUGCUAACUGUCAGCGGAAAGAACAUCAUAGAGCUCGGCGCAGGUACAGCAUUGCCGAGUCUCAUCGCCUCCAUUCAGACACCUCCGCCGCGCUCUGUACUCGUGACGGAUUACCCUGAUGAAACCAUCCUUGGAAGUUUACGCCAGAAUAUCGCUCGGAAUUCUCAGUAUGUUUCACGGAGCUGCCAACUCGAGUUUGCGGGCUACGAGUGGGGCCAGGACGUGACCCCAUUAUUCGAGGCGCCAGGCCGUCCCCGUGGAGGCUACGACGUCGUGAUUUUAUCUGAUCUACUGCAUUUCGACCAAUCGCACGAGGUCCUGAUACAUUCCCUCACAAAACUUCUCUCGAAGACGCGGGACGCUCGCGGAUGGAUCGGUGCGGGCGUAUACACUCGCCCUGAGCACUGUAAAUCGUUCUUACGCCGCGCCGAAAAGGUCGGUCUGCGUUGGCUCGAACAUGGCGACGGCGAAGACGGCCGCGAGACCGACACGACAUGGCGCGGGACGCUGGCAGUCCAGGGACUCGAUGCCGAACAACUCGGCGUACGGAAGGGCAUGUGCCGGUGGUGGAUUGCAGCAUGGGACGAGUCUACUUUAUCGUGA
Molecule: messenger RNA, 804 nt
Organism: Peniophora sp. CBMAI 1063
Lineage: Eukaryota; Fungi; Basidiomycota; Agaricomycetes; Russulales; Peniophoraceae
Source: the annotation of a GenBank genome assembly